AUGACACGGCAUCGUAUCAGCACUUCCUCGACCGAAAGUAGGAGGUUUGGCGACGAGAGAGACGAGGAAGAAGGGAUCGUAACGCUAGUUUCGUAUUCACGAAAUCACAAGAAGAGAAUGAAGCGAGCGAAAUGCAACAUUUCGAAAGGAGGAAAUGUGUGGUCGCCGGAGAUUGAGUCACUAGGGAGGUUGUCAGGGUUGAAGAAGUUGAUGCCGUUGUUUGCGGCGGAGGGAAAAGUGAAGAAGAGCUUCGCGAUGGUGAAGAAAUCAGAGGACCCUUAUGAGAAUUUCAAGAGAUCAAUGAUGGAGAUGAUAUUAGAGAAGCAAAUGUUUGAGGCGAGAGAUUUGGAGCUGUUGGAGUGUUUUUUCUCGCUGAAUUCGCGUAGUCAUUACCAGCCCUUUACUAACAUUUGA
This is a messenger RNA of Camellia sinensis, 414 nucleotides long. Its product is annotated as transcription repressor OFP7. The record is from RefSeq and is a predicted model, not a curated record. Gene Ontology annotation, biological process: negative regulation of DNA-templated transcription. NCBI's taxonomy places the organism in Eukaryota, Viridiplantae, Streptophyta, Magnoliopsida, Ericales, Theaceae.